Molecule: messenger RNA, 468 nt
Organism: Setaria italica (foxtail millet)
Lineage: Eukaryota; Viridiplantae; Streptophyta; Magnoliopsida; Poales; Poaceae
Product: ethylene-responsive transcription factor ERF096
Exons: 2
Coding region: 1-468 (155 amino acids)
Biological process (GO): ethylene-activated signaling pathway; regulation of DNA-templated transcription
Molecular function (GO): DNA binding; DNA-binding transcription factor activity
Source: RefSeq, a predicted model, not a curated record
AUGGCGGAGGACGGCAACAAGGACGCCGGCGGCGGCGGCACCAAGUACCGCGGCGUCCGGAAGCGCCCGUGGGGCAAGUUCGCUGCCGAGAUCCGCGACCCGGAGCGCGGCGGGGCCCGCGUCUGGCUCGGCACGUUCGACACGGCCGAGGAGGCCGCGCGGGCGUACGACCGGGCGGCGUUCGCCCAGCGCGGCGCCACCGCCGUGCUCAACUUCCCCGGCGAGAUCGCUGGGGAGAGCAGGGGCGGCGGGUCGUCGUCGUCGUCUGCCGCCGCCGCCGGCUCGUCCAGGGGAGGAAGGGCCCGCGGGAACGGGGAGAAGAUCGAGCUCGAGUACCUCGACGACAAGAUCCUCGAUGACCUCCUCGACGACGGCAAGUACGGCCGUAAAACAAAUAGUGAUGAUUUGGGACGGAGGGAGUAUAUAUAUGCGUCGCACUACUUGACAUAUACUAAUAAGUGCGUUUAG